AUGGCUUCUUCUUGUGUGACCUUGAAAGCCAAUGCCCACUUGGCAAACUCAGAGAAAGGCUACCUUUUUGGUCAGGAAAGUGUCUUUCUAGGGGAAAGAGUAAAAGUUAGCUUGAACAACAGUGCUUUUGGGAUGAAUCAGUUGGCUAAAUGUGCAAGAAGCCAGAAGAGGGUGAAACGUGGUGUUGCAUCUGCUAUUCUCACUUCAAACAAUGCCCAAGAAUCAGUGUCCUUGCAAGUGCCUUCGUUCCUGAGACGAAGGGCUGAUCCAAAAAAUGUUGUUUCCAUUAUAUUGGGUGGAGGACCUGGGAAACAACUUUUUCCCCUCACUAAACGUACUGCCACACCUGCGGUGCCGGUGGGUGGAUGCUACAGGCUUAUAGAUAUCCCUAUGAGCAACUGCAUCAACAGUGGCAUCAACAAAAUAUUCGUGCUGACCCAGUUCAACUCUGCAUCUCUCAACCGUCACAUCGCCCGGACAUAUUUUGGAAAUGGCAUCAAUUUUGGGGAUGGGAUUGUGGAGGUUCUGGCGGCUACUCAAACACCGGGAGAGGCUGGAAAGAAGUGGUUCCAAGGAACUGCAGAUGCUGUGAGGCAAUUCACUUGGGUAUUUGAGGAUGCCAAGAAUACAAACGUUGAGAAUGUAUUGAUCUUGGCUGGAGAUCAUCUAUAUCGAAUGGAUUACAUGGACCUUAUACAGAGUCACGUUGAUAGAAAUGCUGAUAUCACAGUUUCAUGUGCUGCUGUGGGUAACAGUCGUGCAUCAGAUUAUGGAUUGGUUAAAGUAGAUGAUAGAGGCCGUAUCAUUCAAUUUUCAGAAAAACCAAAGGGUGAUGAUAUGCAAGCUAUGCAAGCCGAUACCUCUCUUCUUGGGUUGUCGCCCCCAGAUGCAUUAAAGUCACCAUAUAUUGCAUCUAUGGGGGUUUAUGUAUUCAAGACGGAUGUUUUACUCAAUCUUCUGAAAUGGAGAUAUCCUACCUCCAAUGACUUCGGAUCUGAAAUCAUUCCUGCAGCUGUGAGAGAUCACAAUGUCCAAUCGUAUUUUUUCAGAGACUAUUGGGAAGACAUUGGAACCAUAAAAUCCUUUUAUGAUGCUAACUUGGCUCUUACUGAAGAGAGUCACGAGUUCGAAUUUUAUGAUCCAAAGACUCCCAUUUACACAUCUCCAGGAUUCCUACCACCAACUAAGAUUGACAAAUGCCGGAUUGCGGAUGCCAUUAUCUCCCAUGGAUGUUUCCUGCGAGAAUGCAUAGUCCAACACUCCAUUGUUGGUGAACGUUCACGUUUGGAUUAUGGUGUUGAACUUCUGGACUCUGUGAUGAUGGGAGCGGACUAUUACCAAACCGAAUCCGAAAUUGCUUCUCUCCUGGCAGAGGGGAAGGUCCCAAUUGGGAUCGGAAGGAAUACCAAAAUUAGGAACUGCAUCAUUGACAAGAAUGCAAAAAUUGGGAAAGAUGUCAUCAUCAGGAACAAAGAUGGCGUUAAAGAAGCAGAUAGACCAGAAGAUGGAUUUUACAUUCGAUCAGGAAUCACCAUCAUAAUGGAGAAGGCAACAAUAGAAGAUGGCACUGUCAUAUAA
Sphenostylis stenocarpa is the source of this 1578-nucleotide messenger RNA. The record is from the annotation of a GenBank genome assembly. NCBI's taxonomy places the organism in Eukaryota, Viridiplantae, Streptophyta, Magnoliopsida, Fabales, Fabaceae.